Molecule: messenger RNA, 313 nt
Organism: Staurois parvus
Lineage: Eukaryota; Metazoa; Chordata; Amphibia; Anura; Ranidae
Source: the annotation of a GenBank genome assembly
UAUAAAAUCAAGCACCUAGGCAUGCAGACUGCUUCUACAAACAUUUGUGAAAGAAUGGGUCGCUCUCAGGAGCUUAGUGAAUUCAAGCGUGGUACCAUGAUAGUUGCCACCUGUGCAAUAAGUCCAUCCGUGAAAUUUCCUUGCUACUAAAUAUUCCACGAUCAACUGUUAGUGGUAUUAUAAAAAGUGGAAGCAACUGGGAACAACAGAAACUCAGCCACGAAGUGGUAGGCCAUGUAAAAUGACAGAGUGGGGUCAUGCAGGAUGAAGCGCACAUUGCGCAGAAGUUGCCAGCUGUCUGCAGAGUCAAUAG